AUGGCUGCAAGCAUGAAUCGGUGGUUUACUCGAAUGGGAAAGCUAGGUGUCGGCCUCGUUGCAGCUGGCAGUAUCUUACCUCUUGUCAUUUAUAAUGUUGAUGGAGGUCAGCGUGCUGUCAUUUUUGACCGCUUCAAAGGCGUUCGCCAAACGGUUGUCGGGGAGGGCACCCAUUUUAUUAUUCCGUGGGUUCAAAAGCCUAUAAUUUACGAUAUCCGGUCUAAGCCUCGUAAUGUUCCUGUUAUGACAGGGUCAAAGGAUCUUCAGACAGUCAACAUCACCCUUCGCAUACUCUACAGGCCACAGGCUGAUUUGCUGCCCAAAAUUUACUCUAACCUUGGCUUCGAUUAUGAGGAACGUGUCCUUCCCUCCAUCACCACAGAAGUCCUCAAAGCCGUUGUUGCUCAGUUUGAUGCUAGUGAACUCAUCACCCAGCGAGAGCUCGUUAGCCAGCGUGUCAAUGAUUCCCUCACGGAGCGUGCUGCUUCCUUUGGCAUUCUUCUUGAUGAUAUUGCUCUAACGCAAAUAUCCUUCACGUCGGAGUUCUCGGCAGCUGUUGAGGCUAAGCAGGUGGCACAACAGGAAGCGGAGCGUGCGCGUUUCCUCGUUGAAAAGGCGGAGCAGCAAAAGAUGGCGGCGGUGAUAAGUGCGGAGGGUGACUCAGAGGCGGCAAAGAUGCUGGCUAAGUCUUUCGGCUCCUCGGGUGAUGGUUUGAUUGAAUUGCGACGUAUUGAAGCGGCAGAGGAUAUCGCCUACCAAUUGGGCAAAAAUCGCAAUGUAUCCUAUCUCCCUGAUGGUGUUAAUGCUCUUCUCAAUCUUCCCAAUAUGGGGUAG
Messenger RNA from Echinococcus granulosus, 834 nucleotides. RefSeq lists its product as hypothetical. The record is from RefSeq and is a predicted model, not a curated record. Lineage: Eukaryota; Metazoa; Platyhelminthes; Cestoda; Cyclophyllidea; Taeniidae. Bases 1 to 834 code for a protein of 277 amino acids. Gene Ontology annotation, biological process: mitochondrion organization. Gene Ontology annotation, cellular component: membrane; mitochondrion. The transcript has 4 exons.